Drosophila albomicans is the source of this 2093-nucleotide messenger RNA. RefSeq names its product vesicular glutamate transporter 1 (gene MFS17). Gene Ontology annotation, cellular component: plasma membrane. The coding region runs from base 377 to 1867 and encodes 496 amino acids. The record is from RefSeq and is a predicted model, not a curated record. NCBI's taxonomy places the organism in Eukaryota, Metazoa, Arthropoda, Insecta, Diptera, Drosophilidae. Gene Ontology annotation, molecular function: transmembrane transporter activity. The transcript has 5 exons. Gene Ontology annotation, biological process: transmembrane transport; monoatomic anion transport.
UGCUAAGUUGUAUGAACUAAAAGUGUAUGUGUGAAUACUCCAUAAUAAAUCAGCUAUUGAUUGAUUGCUCCACAUUUAUCGAAAUGGCAAGAAAAGCUUAUACGACGAGUAGUUUACGACGAACAUCCAUUGAAUGUACUUACAUAGACAAAUUGAAACGAGCAAAACGAGUGGUGAAAUAACUCACAAAUAAAUUCAAAACAAUUUGAAUAACUACAAAAAAACAUUGCCUACGUAUGCGUAUGUGUGUGCCAAUGAAUGGAUAUAACUAUAAUAAAAAGGUAUAACUACACGGAGUUGUAAUCUGCUAACCAUUUUGACAACAGUCUCUGAGUAAAUAAAACAACACGGCAGAAAAUUCCUUAACGACAAAAUAAUGUAUUCUGCUCCCACUAAACAACCUCAUCCGAUUAAGAAUCGGACAAGUUUUAGAGAUAAAAUUCCAGCGCGUUUGGUUUUGUAUUUCCUAUCAUGGUCUGGGUUCCUGGUGUCCUUCAUGAUGCGCAAUGACAUGAACAUUGCGCUGGUUGCAAUGAUAUCCAAUAGCAAUGCGACAGAAUCGUUGAACAAUGAGCAUACUCCCAAGUUGAACUUGGGUGGCGCAAGUGACGAUCAAAUAUCUGGAAUUAAGUCUUGGAUCAUAGGUUCAUUCUUUUGGUGUUAUGUGCUCUCCCAAGUCGUGGGGGGCAUUGCUACUGAAGCUCUGGGAACUAAAUCCGUAUUUGGAUGGUCACAACUUGCAACUGCGUUAUGUAGUCUGCUAAUGCCUUUGGCCGCCGAAGUGCAUUAUGCGGUCGUGAUAGCUCUUCGUUCAAUUCAGGGCUUUGCUUCUGGAUUGACGUGGCCUGCCAUGUACGCCAUUGUUGGAUACUGGAUACCACUGGCGGAGCGUUCGCGUUUCAUGUCAAGCUUUCAAGGAUUCAGUAUUGGAAUAGGAUUAACGUAUCCGCUGUGCGGAUUUAUCAUUACCAAGUUCGGAUGGCCACCUGUGUUCUAUACAACUGGUUUAUUGGGUGUCAGUUGGUGCCUUCUAUGGUAUGCAUUGGCCUUCAACACGCCCAGGGAGCAUCCUCGCAUAACGAAGGAAGAACUCAACUAUAUUGAGCUGAAUGUGGGCGAGGAAGUAUUAAAUUCAGUUACCAUGAAAGUGCCAUGGAGGCAAAUCUUUUUGUCCCUACCGGUCUGGGCGAUUGGAAUAACAACCUUCGGUCGAAUAUUUGUGCAUUACGUGUUCAUAACGAGUGGACCCACAUUUAUGGAUUCCAUUCUCAAAUUCAAGGUUUCGACUAAUGGUAUUGUGUCUGGACUGCCUUUCCUCGGAUCCUACGUUUCCGCCGUGCUCUUUUGCUAUAUUGCUGACAAGCUGCUGUUGCACAAGAUUAUGACCUUAACCAAUGUGAGAAAAGUAUUUACGGCUCUCUCGCAAGUUGUUCCUGGACUGUUAAUUGCUGCCCUUGGUUACAUUGAUAAUAUUGGAGUUCUUCUGACAUUUUGGUUUAUUGCUGUUAUGUUGAUCACAGCAUCGUAUGCAGGUGCAAUGGCGAAUAUUAUUGAUCUCGCGCCGAAUUAUGGACACUCUGGAGCAGUCUUAGCAUUCUGUCAAACAAUUCAUAUGUCUGCAUCAUUCAUCUCGCCUUUAACCGUUGGAUACAUAGUUACGGACGAAAAAUCAAUCAGCCAGUGGCGCAUUAUAUUUGUGAUCUCAGGAAUCAUUGCUGUUGUGACUUAUAUUUUCUACCAAUUUUUUGCCACCGCUGAAAUACAGCCUUGGAAUGCUUUGCGACCUAUUAAUAAUCAGGAAGAUGAGGAGGCUAAAAUGGUACCGAGCGAAAAGGCUGAGAAGAAAUACAUUCCCAAAUCGACAUGAGCGCUGGAAUCACAUAACUAUUUGUACUAUAUACGGUUCUUGCGUUCUUAAUUAUAUUAUGUUGUUAAUGAAUUUGACUAGUUAAAAUUUGACAACUAUUAACAAAAGGGUGUAGAUACUGUUAACUAAUGGGAACAUUCUUUAACUCUUGUGAUAGACAUAGAUAUUUUCUUGUAAAUACAAAUAUAUAACAAUGUUUUCCUAAUUCUAGAACAUUAAAUAUCAA